Messenger RNA from Callorhinus ursinus (northern fur seal), 1351 nucleotides. Its product is annotated as histone H2B type 2-F. Gene Ontology annotation, cellular component: nucleosome. Gene Ontology annotation, molecular function: protein heterodimerization activity; DNA binding; structural constituent of chromatin. The record is from RefSeq and is a predicted model, not a curated record. NCBI's taxonomy places the organism in Eukaryota, Metazoa, Chordata, Mammalia, Carnivora, Otariidae.
UUUUUUUGAGAUGUGGGUUUAAAACCAGAAGCAAAACUUCCACAAAGAGUAGGGAAAUGGGGCAAAAAUAAGAGAAUUGUCUUUAGCUGUUCCUUCAGAUCUCUUCGAUACGCAAGUCUACAAUUGAGAAAAUGAAAACCAUCCCCAAACGUCCCAAAAAGGUGAAACUAUACUUUUACAGUAUUGGUUAGCCUGAAAUGGAACACUUUGAUUGGCUAAGAAGACUUUUACUCUGCUAGCCACUAAGGAAGUGCGAGCCGAAGCUAUUAUUUAUGUGGACUCCACCCCCUUAUGACGACAUUGUUGGAAAUUAACCAAUGAAAAUGCAGUCCCUUGCGAGCCUUCAUUUGCAUACAGGCUCUAUAAGUAGCGCGUAAGCAAGCCUUUUGGAAGUAGUCCGGAUCGUUUCUGGAGUGUGGCGUUUCUUCUUGCAAAAAUGCCUGAUCCAGCAAAGUCGGCUCCUGCUCCCAAGAAGGGUUCUAAGAAGGCUGUUACGAAAGUACAGAAGAAGGACGGUAAGAAGCGCAAGCGCAGCCGUAAGGAGAGCUACUCCGUUUAUGUGUAUAAAGUGUUGAAGCAGGUUCAUCCGGACACCGGCAUCUCCUCUAAGGCUAUGGGCAUCAUGAAUUCCUUCGUCAACGACAUCUUCGAGCGCAUCGCUGGUGAGGCCUCCCGCCUGGCGCAUUACAACAAGCGUUCGACCAUCACGUCCCGGGAGAUCCAGACGGCCGUGCGCCUGCUGCUGCCCGGCGAGCUGGCCAAGCACGCCGUGUCCGAGGGCACCAAGGCGGUCACCAAGUACACCAGCUCGAAGUAAGGGCGCGCAAAGGACGUAAUAGGACAGCUACUUUACCCCAACGGCUCUUUUCAGAGCCACUUUAUUUGUCACACUAAGCGGCUGUAAGCACUUGCUAGAAGAUGUGGCUUUUGGUUAGGUGGGGUGGGCCUGUGCUCUCCGAAACAUUUGGGUUUGGGGCCAAGUUAAGACCGUGAUAAAGAUUGCUCUGGCUGUUUAAAAUCUGGAACCUCCUAUAGUGCGGUGGUGUCACCUAGUGGCAUGACUCUUGGUAACAAUUAUUCCUUAAAAUGGUCUCUACCUAGUUCUGAGUCUGACAUGGAAGCUUAGACACAGUUUAAAGUUUUUGUUUUUGGCGGGGGUUGCUGUUCUACUUCUCUGCCCUUAAAUGUCAACGCUAGGUUUUUCUUAAAUAAGCGAGCCGGAAUGUUUCCCUUAGUGUACAAACGAACAAUCCCUCCGUCCCUUACUCCCCACCGCAUUUUAAUGUUCUAUUCGUAAACGUUUCUAGGUGUCUGUCACGAACGAUACGCAAUAAAGCCAAUAAAGUAGUCU